Messenger RNA from Gossypium raimondii (Peruvian cotton), 1974 nucleotides. Its product is annotated as pheophorbide a oxygenase, chloroplastic. The coding region runs from base 176 to 1792 and encodes 538 amino acids. Gene Ontology annotation, molecular function: 2 iron, 2 sulfur cluster binding; chlorophyllide a oxygenase activity; pheophorbide a oxygenase activity. The transcript has 7 exons. The record is from RefSeq and is a predicted model, not a curated record. Lineage: Eukaryota; Viridiplantae; Streptophyta; Magnoliopsida; Malvales; Malvaceae. Gene Ontology annotation, cellular component: chloroplast thylakoid.
UUUUCCGGGGGCGAGCGAGUUCGAUAGUUUUAGGCCUUUCUUUCGCUGUCUAUUAGAAAUAGAAAACUUGCACGCAAGUGUUUUUCCUCCUUCUUUUUCUUUCUUUAAAGAGAAUCAAAAGGAAAUAAAAUAAUUUUGUAUGUAGAGAAAAAAGAUCAGCAUAGAUAAUUAAAAAAUGGCGGUGUUUCUAGCUACCUCUGUUUCUACUACUCGUAUAGCCUCUUCUUUUAUUGCGUCCUCACAAACAAGCAAACCCCAGGCUUUUAUAUCUCCAACCAAGAACAACCUCGCUCCAAGAAGAAUCACAAGGCUUAAACCUCCCCACGUGGCAGCUCCAUCAUCAGCUGUAGCACCCUCACCGGAUCAGAAACAAGACGAAGAGUAUAGAGUUAGCGAUGAGUUUAGUGAAGAGAGUUCAGAUGCUAAGUUCUCGUGGAAAGAUCAUUGGUACCCGGUUUCUUUGGUUGAAGAUUUGGACCCAACUUUACCAACCCCAUUUCAGCUUCUGGGUCGUGAUUUAGUGCUUUGGUUUGAUAAAUCAAAGAAUCAAUGGGUUGCUUUUGAUGAUAAGUGUCCCCAUAGGCUUGCUCCUUUAUCUGAAGGGCGACUAGAUGAAAAUGGGCACUUGCAAUGUUCAUAUCAUGGAUGGUCUUUUGAUGGAUGUGGAUCAUGCACUAGGAUUCCUCAGGCUGCAUCUCAAGGUCCUGAAGCUCGUGCUGUUCAGUCUCCAAGAGCCUGUGCUACUGUGUUUCCUACAAUGGUGUCUCAAGGUUUGCUUUUCGUUUGGCCGGACGAGAACGGGCAGGAAAGAGCUAGUGCCACCAAGCCCCCAAUGUUACCUGAUGACUUUAAAAAACCCGAGUUUGCAACCGUUAAUAUUCAGCGUGAUCUGUUCUAUGGUUAUGAUACCCUCAUGGAGAAUGUCUCUGAUCCUUCCCAUAUUGAUUUUGCUCAUCACAAGGUUACAGGGAGGAGAGACCGAGCUAAACCUCUUCCGUUUAAGGUGGAUUCUAGUGGUCCUUGGGGCUUUGGUGGAUCAAAUGAUGAUAAUCCCAAGAUCAGUUCUAAGUUUAUAGCGCCAUGUUAUUAUAUAAAUAAAAUAGAGAUAGACACGAAACUUCCUAUAGUUGGUGAGCAGAAAUGGAAGAUAUGGAUAUGUUCGUUCAAUGUACCAAUGGCUCCAGGGAAGACUCGAUCAAUCGUUUGUAGUGCUCGAAACUUCUUCCAGUUUACAGUGCCUGGGUCUGCCUGGUGGCAGGUGGUUCCUAGAUGGUUCGAGCAUUGGACUUCGAACAAGGUCUAUGAUGGAGACAUGAUUGUUCUUCAAGGACAAGAAAAGAUCUUUCUUUCAAAGUCAAUGGAGAGUUCUGAGGACAUAAACAAGCAGUACACAAAGCUCACAUUCACACCUACACAAGCUGAUCGCUUCGUCUUGGCAUUUCGAAAUUGGCUAAGACGUCACGGCAAUGGUCAACCCGAAUGGCUCACCUCGGUCGGCCAACAACCUCUCCCAUCCACAGUAUUAUCAAAACGCCAGAUGUUAGAUAGAUUCGAGCAGCAUACGCUCAAAUGUUCAUCAUGCAAACAAGCAUACAAAUCAUUUCAAACAUGGCAAAAGAUUCUAAUGGGUGCAACGGUUGCGUUUUGCGCAACAGCCAGCAUUCCAUCCGACAUCCAAUUCCGGGUAGUUUUAGCACUACUUGGAGUGGUUUCUGCUGGUUUGGCAUAUACAUUGCAUGAACUGGAAAAGAACUUCGUUUUUGUUGAUUAUGUACACGCUGAAAUCGAUUAGAACAAGUUUUGACUUUAACCAUACUUGUCCAAGUAGUUAGAAGUUUACAGUGUACAUAUAUAAAUGUAAUACAAUUUAUUUUUUAUUUUUUUUAAAGUGUUUGAUUUAAACUAAAUAUCAUUUUGUAUAAACCAAAAUCUGCUGUCUUUUUCAAUUAGCAAAUGCCAGCAAUUUAUUUUUCA